AACUUUGUAUUUGCGACAAAAGAUAUUGUUAUUUCAAUUCUAUUUAUUGCACGAACGAAGAUCCCCGGGCGACACGCACCGCAAACGUCGCUAAAAACUACGAGACUACGUACUAGUAUGUCAUAUUCCACCUUCCAACCCUUCUUAUUACAAAACGUGGAAGGAUAGCACGCCACUCGUUUCCUACCUCAUCGACGCAACGAAUAAAGACCUGACAAAAAGUCUUUUUCAAGCCAUCAACGCAUGAAUGAUGUAAUGUUCAUUUUCCUUUGUUUAAAUACAAAAUACUCCAAGUGAAAGCUCGCAAAAACACACAAGCCCAAACUUGCUCUUCCACAUCCUAUAAAUCAGAAAAGUUACAGAUUUUGAAGGAUAUCCAACAGUACUCUCACUCUUUUGCAAAAAAAUCGUAACCACAAUGUCCAAGAACCGUGGCGAACCAGCAUCAAAUCCUCUCGGCAAACUCCUCCAGACUUUUACACAAAUUCCGGAAACAGACACGUUCAAGAAUCCGCCUGCACCUGAAGACGUAGCGUAUCCUGGUGUCACCCCAAAGCGAGAACGGGAAGUUCCUCCUGAGCAUUACCAUGAUUUCCCCAACUGGGAGAGAUCGAAUCAACCUCAGAGAAAUCAGACUCCAGAUGAAAUCCACGCUCAACGACAGCAAGAAACGCAUGAAAGGGACAUGAGAGGCCACGAUCUGAUGGGGAGUGCAGUGUCGGAUUAUGUUAGGGCCGCUGAACAAGGUAAUCAGCCACAAUCGACAGCAACUCCAGAAAACAAACUGGGCAUUGUGGAACCAGAGAGAGUUACCGAAGCGAGAAAGAACCGAGAUGGGGCGUAGUAAAAGUGCAAGGACAGCGUGCGGUUGUUCUGUUCGCCUGCAACCGACUGUAGUGUAACAUUGACCAUACCAAUAUAUAAAAU
Spizellomyces punctatus DAOM BR117 is the source of this 927-nucleotide messenger RNA. RefSeq lists its product as uncharacterized. The transcript is spliced from 2 exons. Bases 419 to 844 code for a protein of 141 amino acids. The record is from RefSeq and is a predicted model, not a curated record. Lineage: Eukaryota; Fungi; Chytridiomycota; Chytridiomycetes; Spizellomycetales; Spizellomycetaceae.